Molecule: messenger RNA, 2113 nt
Organism: Lotus japonicus
Lineage: Eukaryota; Viridiplantae; Streptophyta; Magnoliopsida; Fabales; Fabaceae
Product: dolichyl-diphosphooligosaccharide--protein glycosyltransferase subunit 1A
Exons: 10
Coding region: 93-1952 (619 amino acids)
Cellular component (GO): oligosaccharyltransferase complex; membrane
Source: RefSeq, a predicted model, not a curated record
AACAUUUGAGCAGGAACCCGCAGUGGCACUGACUAGCUUGGUCCGAGUGAAAGGGCGAAUUGCUUUCAAUUGCAGUGAAUGAGCUGAAGCUGAUGAAAGGAGGAAGAGGCAUGUCGAUGUUGAAUCUGUUUCCGUUUCUUCUCACAUUUACCAUUCUAUCCUCCCCUGCACUCUCCCUCUCCGAUCUCAUCCUCACCAAGGUUGACCGUCGUAUUGAUCUAACAUCACAAAUCGCGCGCAUCUCUACUUCAUUGAAGGUGGAGAAUGCAGGAUCUGAUCUGGUAUCAGAAAUCUUGUUGUCCUUUCCUGAAAAUCAAGCAAAUCACUUGGCGCAUUUGACUGCUAAACUUAGUGAAGGGAAGGGAAAAGGGAAAACAUCUGGUGUUGGUUUACCUGUUGAAGUUGUGCAUCCUGAGGGUGUGCCUUCUUCAUUGACAAUUUAUUCUGUAACUUUGCCUAAGGGCAUUGGGAAAGGCGAUAGUUUGACGUUGGAUGUAUUGGCGGUUUUUACGCACACGUUGGAACCGUUUCCGGAAAAAAUUACUCAAGCUGAUAUCCAGCUUCUAUUGUUUCAAGAGAGUGCACACUAUCUUUCUCCUUAUGCAGUCAAGUUCCAAUCACUCACUGUUAAGUUGCCUGAUGCGAGAAUUGAGUCGUAUACGAAACUGGAUAGCGCGAAGCUUCAGGGAUCUGAAUUGAAAUAUGGUCCUUAUGAGAAUCUUCCUCCGUUCUCGUACUUGCCGAUAGUCGUUCACUUUGAGAAUAAUCGACCAUUUGCUGUCGCAAAAGAGUUAGUGCGGGAGAUUGAGAUUUCACACUGGGGCAAUGUGCAGGUCACUGAGCAUUACAAUCUCGUUCACGGUGGUGCUCAGAUCAAAGGAGAAUUUUCCAGACUUGAUUAUCAGUCCAGGCCACAUGUGAGAGGUGCAUCUUCCUUUAGGCGUCUUCUCGCCAAGCUUCCACCUAGAGCUCAUUCAGUGUACUACAGGGAUGAAAUUGGCAACAUUUCCACUUCUAGCUUAUGGGGUGACUCAAAAAAGACGGAACUGGAGAUCGAACCUAGGUACCCAUUGUUUGGUGGCUGGAAUAGUGCCUUUACCAUUGGAUAUGGCUUACCACUUAAGGACUUCUUAUUUGGAUUGGAUGGAAAGCGCUUCCUUAAUAUUACUUUCAGUACCCCUAUCAAUGAUUUGGUGAUUGACACUCUCUUUGUAAAGGUUGUUUUGCCAGAGGGUUCUAAAGAUAUCUCAGUAUCUGUUCCAUAUCCUGUGAAGCAAAGCCAGGAGACAAAGUUUUCCCACUUGGAUAUUGCUGGUAGACCUGUCGUUGUGCUCGAGAAGAACAAUGUUGUGCCUGAGCAUAAUGUGCAUUUUCAGGUCUAUUACAAGUUUAACAGUCUUUCUAUGCUCAGGGAGCCUUUGAUGUUGAUUUCUGGUUUUUUCUUUCUGUUUGUUGCCUGCAUUGCCUACGUACAUGCAGAUUUCUCAAUCUCCAAGUCUUCUGCAUCUUAUUUGGCAAAGCUCCAGUGGGAAGAGGUACAAGCAACUGUUCGGCAGAUUCAUAAUAUCAUUAGCCGUUGCUUAAUCACACAUGACAAGCUGGAAGCUUCUUUGCGUGAUCUUUCUAGGACAGGUGAUGUUCAAGCCUGCAAAGCAACUCGGAAAUCUGUUGAUAGCUCAUUGAAAGAGCUCUCCAAAGAGUUGAAGUCACUGGUGGCAUUCUUGCAGUCUUCUCCACAAGCCACUCCAGUAUUAUCCAAGGUGGAGGAAAUUAUUACGAAGGAGAGAGAUUUGCAGGAAAAACUUAUGGCAAAACACUCUACAGUUGUGGACUGUUAUGAGAAGAAGUUGGGAGGAAGGGAAAUUGAGAAUCGGAUUGCUUCACAUCAGCAGAAAAUCACAGCUUUGAGGCAGGAAAUUGAUGAUCUUAUGGACGUGAUUGAUGAGAUAUGAUAGGUGAUAUGCUCGACAUGAUAAUGUACUCUGGUUUUGACCUUGUUUUACUUUAUUUAGAUCAGAAUUUUGUUAGAUGAUUGCAAAGGGAUUAGUGAUACUUCUGUGGAUCAGAAUUUUGUUGCGGUCUAUUAUUAUCUACAAGUAAUAAUAUUAUGAUA